Messenger RNA from Silurus meridionalis, 1308 nucleotides. RefSeq names its product caspase 3, apoptosis-related cysteine peptidase b (gene casp3b). The record is from RefSeq and is a predicted model, not a curated record. The transcript is spliced from 7 exons. Gene Ontology annotation, biological process: erythrocyte differentiation; neuron differentiation; positive regulation of apoptotic process. Gene Ontology annotation, cellular component: cytoplasm. The coding region runs from base 114 to 971 and encodes 285 amino acids. NCBI's taxonomy places the organism in Eukaryota, Metazoa, Chordata, Actinopteri, Siluriformes, Siluridae.
AAAGAGUUUAAGCUCAGGACAGAGGUGAGGUGUUUAUUUCAAACUCCAGUCCACAGGAAGAGUCUACUGGUGUGCGUGACUCUUUCACUUCUCAGCUUUAAACAACACAGGCCAUGUCUGGUGUGAAGAACAGUGGUAAAGCAGAUGGAGGAGACCAUGUGGAUGCCAGGAAAGCAGAAGCCACACCGGCAGCGACUCAAAGUAAAAGCGUGCAUGGCAAAGGCAGCACAUUUGCUGAUUCAGAUGUAUACCGAAUGGACUACCCUAAACUUGGGAAAUGUCUUAUCAUCAACAACAAGAAUUUUGCCAAACAUACAGGCAUGGCGGAACGCAAUGGAACUGAUGUUGAUGCUGCAAACGUAAUGAAAGUCUUCUGUGAUCUGGGCUUCGAAGCUGUGUUCAAGAAUGACCAAACUGUUUCCCAGAUCACAAAUCUUUUAAAAUCAGUAUCGAAAGAGGACCACAGCAAGUCGGCCAUGUUUGUGUGCGUGAUCCUAAGUCAUGGGGAUGACGGAGUGAUCUACGGCACUGAUGGGAUCAUUCAGCUGAAAGAGCUGGCUGGACUCUUUCGAGGAGAUCGGUGUCUUUCACUAGUUGGCAAACCUAAACUUUUCAUCAUUCAGGCUUGUCGUGGAACAGAUUUGGAUUCUGGCAUUGAGACUGAUAGUGUUAGUGAUUCAGAGGGCACACAAAGGAUUCCCGUUGAAGCAGAUUUUUUGUAUGCGUACUCUACUGCUCCAGGUUAUUAUGCUUGGAGAAACACAGUCAAUGGAUCUUGGUUCAUAUCCAGUCUAUGUGAAAUGCUUUCUAAGCACGGCAGAGAGAUGGAGAUUAUGCAACUUAUGACACGUGUCAACCGCAAGGUGGCGUUGGAGUUCCAGUCUUGUUCCUCCGUUCCUGGUUUUAAUGACAAGAAACAAAUACCCUGCAUUGUGUCCAUGCUGACCAAAGAUCUGUAUUUUCCAAAGUGAUCAUCUGAAUUAAAACAAGAAAAUGCCUUUAGGUUAAAAGGGAAUUCAUAAUCUACACAUUUUAACAAUUCCAUUUUUUUGUUCGUUUGUAAGCAGUUGACAUUUGUUAAACUGUAUCCUGUACAAUGUAAUGACAUAAUUUGACAACAGAUAUAUUCACAUUGGCAUCUGAGGCAUAAAAUCUACUUUUUUUUUACUUUUACAUGCAUACAUGCAAAUCGUACGUAUCAUAUUUUUCCACUCACUGCAAACCCUGUAUGAUCUACUGAAGUAAGAUAUGUUAACACAUGUCUUUAAUGUUUUCUGUUUUAUUAAAAAUCAGGUUUUUUAAACCUAA